AUGGGCGACAAAGGCACCAGAGUGUUCAAGAAAGCCAGCCCCAAUGCCAAGCUCACCGUUUACCUGGGCAAGAGAGAUUUUGUCGACCACAUUGACCUCGUGGAUCCAGUCGAUGGCGUUGUCUUGGUGGAUCCAGAAUACUUAAAAGAGCGGAAAGUUUUCGUGACGCUGACCUGCGCUUUCCGCUACGGCCGCGAGGAUCUGGACGUCCUGGGCCUGACCUUUCGCAAAGACCUCUUCGUGUCCAACGUCCAGGCUUUCCCUCCAGUGGCCGAAGAGAAGAAGCCGCUGACGAGGCUGCAGGAACGGCUGGUGAAGAAGCUAGGGGAGCAGGCGUACCCCUUUACUUUUGAGAUCCCUCCCAAUCUCCCUUGCUCCGUGACGCUGCAGCCUGGCCCGGAGGACACUGGAAAGGCUUGCGGGGUGGACUACGAGGUGAAGGCCUUCUGCGCGGAGAAUUUGGAGGAGAAGAUUCACAAGAGGAACUCCGUGCGCCUGGUGAUCCGGAAAGUCCAGUAUGCGCCCGAGCGGCCAGGCCCCCAGCCCAUGGCGGAGACCACCCGGCAGUUCCUCAUGUCCGACAAGCCCCUCCAUUUAGAGGCCUCGCUGGACAAAGAGAUCUAUUAUCACGGAGAACCGAUCAAUGUCAACGUCCACGUGACAAACAACACCAACAAGAUGGUCAAGAAGAUUAAAAUCUCAGUUCGACAAUAUGCGGACAUCUGCCUGUUCAACACUGCCCAGUACAAGUGCCCGGUGGCCGUGGAGGAAACCGACGACGUGGUGGCCCCCAGCUCCACCUUCUGCAAGGUCUACACCUUGACCCCCUUCCUCGCCAACAACCGGGAAAAACGCGGACUGGCUUUGGACGGAAAGCUGAAACACGAGGACACCAAUUUGGCUUCCAGCACCCUGCUAAGAGACGGCGCCAACAAGGAAGUUUUGGGCAUCAUCGUCUCCUACAAAGUGAAAGUCAAGCUGGUGGUCUCACGAGGCGGCUUGCUGGGAGACCUGGCCUCCAGCGACGUGGCCGUGGAGCUGCCCUUCACCCUGAUGCACCCCAAACCGAAGGAAGAGGCCUUGCACCAAGACGCUCCACAAAACGAAGCUCCCAUCGACACAAACCUCAUAGAGCUCGACACAAACGACGACGACAUCGUCUUCGAAGACUUCGCCCGCCAGAGACUCAAAUGCAUGAAGGACGAGGAAGAGGAGGCCGACGGAACAAACUCCCCCCAGCUGAACGACAGAUAA
Molecule: messenger RNA, 1254 nt
Organism: Protobothrops mucrosquamatus (brown spotted pit viper)
Lineage: Eukaryota; Metazoa; Chordata; Lepidosauria; Squamata; Viperidae
Gene: ARRB1
Product: arrestin beta 1
Exons: 16
Coding region: 1-1254 (417 amino acids)
Biological process (GO): visual perception; G protein-coupled receptor internalization; signal transduction
Molecular function (GO): G protein-coupled receptor binding
Source: RefSeq, a predicted model, not a curated record